Molecule: messenger RNA, 990 nt
Organism: Stylophora pistillata
Lineage: Eukaryota; Metazoa; Cnidaria; Anthozoa; Scleractinia; Pocilloporidae
Source: RefSeq, a predicted model, not a curated record
AUGGAGGUGCAAGACAUAUUCGAAGACUUUCAAGAUCCUGGUCCUAUCCCAGCGGAGGGUUAUAACGCUUAUAAGGUCGCUAUUCGCAAUCUGGAUUUCUACUUUCGCGUCGAGGAGAAUAUACCUUACGAGCGCCAUGUUUUUUGCCAGCUGUCACUGCAGGAGGGGGAGACCGCUGACCAGUUUAUGGCACAGAGUGGUAAUUAUGCAACAGGAGGUAAACCGGAUCAACCAAGGAGGGAUUUUGAUAGACCCCAGUCUUACGAUGCUAACUUCGUGGGCGAUCAGAACGCAUCUGACAGCGAGGAGAACUGUGCUUUUCCAUUUGCAGUUACAGAGAAUCAAGGAGAAACAUGCAAUGCAACCCGUCUCAAAGAACCAGUGCUGAAAUUGAAUAUUAAUGGCAUUACAACAAGAGUACUCAUUGAUUCAGGGUCAGUAAGUAACCUCAUAGGAAUGGAAGAAUAUGAAGAACUUAAGGCCCAAGGCCUUAACGCGAAGAUGGAGGAUUGCCACAAGCUGUUGUAUGCGUAUGGCGGGAGAGAGUUGGAAAGUGGACGGUGUCUGCUUGGCCACGAAACCUCACAAGCUCUGGGUUUGCUUCGUAAUAGUUCGAGCGUCAGCAGUGAAUUUGUGGAAUGCAAUGUCGUUGGCGAGAACUUAGCGCUAGUUCUUCAGGCUAAGUAUCCAACAGUGUUUGUUGGCGUCGGCAAGCUGAAAGACUACAAACUGAAACUACACAAAUGUCGUUAUGAUGAUGAACAUGUCCGGAUGGUUGCUCUCAAAGCAGUCCCCGUAGCCAUUAAGAUCCAGGAAAUAGAGAGUGCCUCUGCAGAGGAUGAAGAGUUACAAGCCGUGCAUAAUUGCCUUGUUAGUGGAAAUUGGGAGAAGGGCGCACGGUCAUUUUUGAUGGUGCGAACCGAAUUGACGUUCAUUGGUAAAGUUAUACUACGUGUAACACGAGUUGUGAUACCCAAAGUGCUGAGAUAA